AUUAUUUAAUAGACCGAAGUUACACCUCUUUUGAAAUAAGCAGAAAUUAUUUAUUUAUCAUGCGGUCAUUUUGAAGAUUUGAAUUCAGAAUUUUCCCACCCGACUUCCUAUGCACAGAGCACAUUGAGUAGCAGCGGCGGCGCUAAAGAAGGCAGGUUCAAAGAGUUGGCACAUUACACGGAUCAAAAGCAGAUCAGGUAAGCGCAAAACAUGGAUGAGUAUGAAGUGAUUGACAGAGAUGGCGAUCAUUUAGCGCGGAAGCAGGAGGAUGGCAACGAAUGGGAGACAUACAAAGAGAAUGUGAAGCCUCUCAAGGGAGGCCGCAAUGUCAAACUACUUAACGAGGCCCUCAAAGGACACCAACACAAUUCACUGAAGCACUCUCUUCUCGAUAAGCGCAGGGAGCUCAUCGAGGCCAUUGAUGAAUACACCGGCGACGAUCCUCUCGAGCCAUGGAUCGCAUGCAUCAAAUGGGUUCGAGAGUCUUUUCCAUCUGGUGGAGAUCAGUCAGGACUGCUUUCAAUCUAUGAACAAUGCGUGCGUGCAUUUUGGAAGGAAAAACGUUAUCAUGGUGACCUUCGUUAUGUGAAGACUUGGCUGGAGUAUGCCGAUGAGUGUGCUGAUCCUGAAGUAGUCUAUAGUUUUCUAGAUGUAAAUGGUAUUGGAGAAGAUCAUUCCUUGUUUUAUAUGAGAUAUGCAACAUGCUUGGAGCUGAAAAAUAAGAUGAAAAAAGCAGAUGAAAUAUAUUCUUUAGGCAUUGCAAGGAAUGCGCAACCGUUGGAGAAAUUGAAAAAUGCUCAGAAGCAAUUUAGAAUACGUGCAAGAAAAGCUUGCAAGCAAGAGGAAGAUGAUACAUCACCAUCUAGAGGAGAAAAUGGUCCUUUUCGAAGCUUUGGUACCAUCAUGAGUGGUACAUCAGAUACAACAUCAAGGCAACCUUUGCAAUCAUUCCAAGGUGCUAGGAAGAGAAUGAAACCAUUGUCAGAGAGAAAUGAAAACCAGAACCUCAUUAUUUAUAGCGAGUCAACAAAUGAAUCACAUUCAAGUCCUUCAGAACCAGCUGUAAGUCAAGGGCAAACAAGAGUGGGCCAACAACAAUCUUGGAAGACUCUUGGUACUCGACUAGAGAGAAAUAAAGAAAACACCGCCAUGCCAGCAAAGUGGACUGGUAACAAGAUUCCUCAAAGAACAACUUCAAAAGUUGUUGCACCUAGUCUUCAUGUAUUUGUUGAUGAAGAAUGUCCAAGGAACAUUUCUGGUGGUAAUAGUCUUAGUAAAAAGCCUAGCAAUGGUUUGGUUCUGCAAAUGAUCCAUGGAGACCUCCAAGCUAUCAAGAGGGAAGUGGAGCUGCUGAAGAACAACCCUUUGAUAUAUUUUCCAAGGGAAGACCUUCCAAGAUAACAGAAGUUAUCUUUGGUUUGUUCUUUUUGUUACGGAUCAAAUAAUGAAACAUUUAGAGACAUUUGUUUAUUGUGAAAAGUAUAAGUGUGAUGUUUUCAAACUUAUAUCUAAGAAUUAUUAGAUGUAUUUUAUUUGACGAGGUCAAGUGUAGAUCUUAGUGUUACAAUAAUCUAUGAUUAAUGGAUUUAAUUAUUUAUUA
This is a messenger RNA of Cryptomeria japonica (Japanese cedar), 1600 nucleotides long. Its product is annotated as mitotic spindle checkpoint protein BUBR1. The record is from RefSeq and is a predicted model, not a curated record. The coding region runs from base 211 to 1401 and encodes 396 amino acids. Gene Ontology annotation, molecular function: protein kinase activity. Gene Ontology annotation, biological process: mitotic spindle assembly checkpoint signaling; meiotic sister chromatid cohesion, centromeric. The transcript has 11 exons. NCBI's taxonomy places the organism in Eukaryota, Viridiplantae, Streptophyta, Pinopsida, Cupressales, Cupressaceae.